AUGUUCAGUUUUGUGAUCAUGUGCACAAUCUUGACCAACUGCACCUUCAUGACCCUCAGCAAUCCCCCGGACUGGGCCAAGAAUGUGGAGUACACGUUCACAGGGAUCUACACCUUUGAGUCCCUGAUAAAGAUCCUGGCACGGGGCUUCUGCGUGGGGAAGUUCACUUUCCUGCGAGACCCCUGGAACUGGCUAGAUUUCAGUGUCAUUCUGAUGGCAUAUGUAACAGAAUUUGUGGAUCUGGGCAAUGUCUCAGCACUGAGAACCUUCAGGGUUUUACGAGCACUCAAAACUAUAUCAGUGAUUCCAGGGCUGAAGACUAUCGUUGGCGCUCUGAUCCAGUCCGUGAAGAAGCUGUCAGACGUGAUGAUCCUGACUGUGUUCUGUCUGAGUGUGUUUGCUCUGAUCGGACUGCAGCUCUUCAUGGGAAUCCUGCGGCAGAAGUGUGUGAAGAUGCCGGAGGUCAAUGUCACUGAAAACCUGACCGCCACGCUGAACUACAGCGCUGGUUUAGAGCUGCGCAACACCUUUAACUGGACAGAAUACAGUAGUGACGAGAGCAAUUAUUAUUUCCUCCCAGGCCGCAGAGAUCCUUUGCUAUGUGGAAAUUCAAGCGAUGCAGGGCAGUGUCCAGAGGGCUUCACGUGUAUAAAAGCAGGUCGUAAUCCUGACUACGGCUACACAAGCUUUGACACAUUCAGCUGGGCCUUCCUCUCACUCUUCCGACUCAUGACACAAGACUUCUGGGAAAACCUCUACCAGCAGACCCUGCGUGCAGCUGGAAAGCCCUAUAUGAUCUUCUUUGUUCUUGUGAUCUUCUUGGGCUCCUUCUAUCUGGUAAAUCUCAUCCUGGCUGUGGUGGCCAUGGCAUAUGACGAGCAGAACCAGGCCACCAUAGAAGAGGCUCAACAGAAAGAGGAAGAGUUUCAAGCCAUGCUAGAACAGCUAAAGAGACAACAGGAAGAGGCACAGGUUGCCGUGGCAGCAGCAACAGAGAGUGGGGAGUACAGCGGGAGGGGGGGCUUGUCAGAGGAAAGCUCCUCCGGAGGGUCCAGACUCAGCUCCAAGAGCGCUAAAGAGCGAAGGAAUAGGAGGAAGAAAAGAAAACAAAGGGAAGAAGAAGAGAAAGCCGAUCAGGAAAAGUUCCAUAAGUCCGCCUCAGAGGACAGCAUCAGACGGCCUGGAUUUCGAUUCUCCAUCGAUGCCAACCGACUCUCGUAUGAGAAGAAAUGUUCCACUCCAAACCAGUCUCUUCUCAGCAUUCGUGGAUCUCUCUUCUCCCCAAGGAGGAACAGUCGCACCAGUCUGUUCAGUUUUCGUGGUAGAGCGCGAGAUUUUGGCUCCGAGAAUGAUUUUGCGGACGAUGAGCACAGCACGUUUGAGGAUAGUGACAGUCGCCGCGGAUCGCUCUUCGUACCUCAUUGUAUUGAGAGACGAAGUUCCACUGUCAGUCACUGCAGCCUUGCUCCCAGAAUUAUGCUCCCAGCCAACGGAAAAAUGCACUGCACAGUCGAUUGCAAUGGAGUGGUCUCCCUGGUGGGCGGGACAUCUGUGCCAACAUCACCAAUCGGACGUUUGUUACCUGAGGGCACAACCACUGAGUCUGAGGCACAUAAAAAACGUUCAGGAUCACACCAGCCGUCUGAUUAUCUGGAUGAGACAGUAGCCAGAAAAAGAGCUCUGAGUGUGGCCAGCAUUCUGACAAAUACUAUGGAAGAACUUGAGGAAUCGCGGCAGAAGUGCCCUCCAUGUUGGUACAAGUUUGCCAACAGCUUCCUGAUCUGGGACUGCUGUCCAGCCUGGCUGAGGGUGAAGGAGAUUGUGAACAUGGUGGUGAUGGAUCCGUUUGUAGACCUGGCCAUAACCAUUUGCAUUGUUCUCAACACCCUCUUCAUGGCUAUGGAACACUACCCUAUGACAGACGGGUUCAACCAUGUGCUGUCAGUUGGGAACCUGGUAUUCACAGGAAUCUUCACAGCAGAGAUGUGUCUAAAGGUAAUUGCUCUAGACCCAUAUUACUACUUCCAAGAAGGCUGGAAUAUCUUUGAUGGCAUCAUCGUGAGCCUGAGUCUUAUGGAACUGGGCCUGGCCAAUGUUGAGGGACUUUCUGUGUUGCGGUCUUUUAGAUUGUUAAGAGUCUUUAAGCUGGCAAAGUCUUGGCCCACGCUGAACAUGCUGAUAAAGAUCAUUGGUAACUCAGUUGGUGCUUUGGGAAAUCUAACCCUCGUCCUGGCCAUCAUUGUCUUCAUCUUCGCUGUGGUGGGAAUGCAGUUGUUUGGAAGGAGCUACCGUGAGUGUGUCUGCAAGAUCUCAGAGGAUUGUGAGUUGCCGCGGUGGCACAUGGACGAUUUCUUCCAUUCCUUCCUGAUUGUGUUCCGGGUGCUUUGUGGCGAAUGGAUCGAAACCAUGUGGGACUGCAUGGAAGUGGCGGGGCAGUCAAUGUGUCUCAUCGUCUUCAUGAUGGUCAUGGUCAUUGGGAAUCUGGUGGUGUUGAACCUGUUCCUGGCCUUGCUGCUGAGCUCUUUCAGUGCCGAUAAUCUGGCCGCCACUGAUGAGGACAGCGAAAUGAACAACCUGCAGAUCGCCGUGGGCAGAAUACAGAAAGGUAUCGCUUUGGUCAAGUCCGCUUUACGCCACUUUCUCCAAAGCCUCUGCCUGGCCGGCUCCAAACCUCGUGCUCUAGAUGAAGAGAAACCCCUUGACGACCUCCACAGUGACGGCAAGGAGAAUUGCUUGUCCAAUCACGUUCCGGUGGCCGUCGACCUCACAAAAGACUAUCUGAAGGAGGGCUGCGUCUCCCCUGGUAAUGGAGUGGAAGGUCACGUAAAGUAUGGAAUUGAGGAAGGCGACUACAUGUCGUUCAUACACAAUCCCAGCCUCACUGUUACAGUACCGAUUGCGGUGGGAGAGUCGGACUUUGAAAAUCUGAACACGGAAGAUUUCAGUAGUGACUCGUCUGACAUCGAGGGCAGUAAAGAGAAGCUGCCUGUUGAUGCGGUUCUCAGUUCUUCAGAAGGGAGCACAGUGGAUAUCCGACCCCCUGGAGAGGGGGUGGAGUCCGUGGAGCUGGAGCCGGAAGAGUCCCUGGACCCAGAGGCCUGCUUCACAGAAGGCUGUGUGAUGAGGUUUCAGUGCUGUCAGGUCGAUGUGGAGACGGGAAGAGGGAAGAGUUGGUGGAUUCUCAGGAAAACCUGCUUCAUUAUUGUUGAGCACAACUGGUUUGAGUCCUUUAUCAUCUUUAUGAUAUUACUCAGCAGUGGAGCACUGGCUUUUGAGGACAUUUACAUCGAGCAACGUAAAACAAUAAAGACAGUGUUGGAAUAUGCAGAUAAAGUCUUCACAUACAUCUUUAUAUUGGAGAUGCUUCUGAAGUGGGUUGCGUAUGGCUUCGUCAAAUACUUCACCAACGCCUGGUGUUGGCUUGACUUCCUGAUUGUUGAUGUGUCAUUGGUGAGUCUGGUAGCAAAUGCUCUUGGUUACUCUGAACUAACUGCCAUUAAGUCCCUGAGAACACUGCGUGCUCUUAGACCUUUGAGAGCAUUGUCACGCUUUGAGGGAAUGAGGGUUGUAGUGAAUGCCCUGCUGGGAGCCAUACCUUCCAUCAUGAAUGUGCUGCUUGUGUGUUUGAUCUUCUGGCUGAUCUUCAGCAUCAUGGGGGUGAACCUUUUCGCAGGGAAAUACUACCAUUGUGUUAAUAUCACCAGCAAUGAGAUGUUUCUCAUCAGUGUGGUCAAUAACAAGUCAGAUUGCUUUGCCCUGAUUGCAAACAAUGACACAGCGCGCUGGAAAAACGUGAAGAUUAAUUUCGAUAAUGUGGGAGCCGGAUACCUGGCGCUACUGCAAGUGGCCACAUUUAAAGGAUGGAUGGACAUCAUGUACGCAGCUGUGGAUUCUCGUGAUUUGGAGCAACAGCCUGACUAUGAAUCAAACCUUUACAUGUACCUGUACUUCGUCAUCUUCAUUAUCUUCGGCUCCUUCUUUACCCUUAACCUCUUCAUUGGUGUCAUCAUUGAUAACUUCAAUCAGCAGAAGAAAAAGCUAGGAGGUCAGGAUAUCUUCAUGACAGAAGAACAGAAGAAAUAUUACAACGCCAUGAAGAAACUGGGAUCUAAGAAGCCUCAGAAGCCAAUUCCCAGGCCUGCGAACAAGUUUCAAGGCCUCAUCUUUGACGUAAUCACCAAACAAGCCUUCGACAUUGUGAUUAUGAUCCUGAUCUGCUUGAACAUGGUGACCAUGAUGGUGGAAACCGACGAUCAGACAAAGGAGAUGGACGAUAUUCUGUACUGGAUAAACCUGGUUUUCAUCAUCCUCUUCACUGGAGAGUGUGUUCUCAAGAUGAUCUCCCUACGACACUACUACUUCACCAUUGGCUGGAAUGUGUUUGACUUCGUAGUGGUGAUUCUGUCAAUUGUUGGCAUGUUCCUCUCUGAGAUGAUCGAGAAAUAUUUUGUAUCGCCAACCUUAUUCCGAGUCAUCCGACUUGCCAGAAUCGGUCGCAUUCUUCGUCUCAUCAAAGGAGCCAAAGGCAUUCGUACACUCCUGUUUGCCUUGAUGAUGUCACUUCCUGCCUUGUUCAAUAUUGGCCUCCUCCUGUUCCUGGUGAUGUUUAUCUAUGCCAUUUUUGCAAUGUCCAACUUUGCCUAUGUGAAGCAUGAGGCGGGGAUUGAUGAUUUGUUUAACUUUGAGACAUUCGGGAACUCGAUGCUUUGCUUGUUCCAGAUUACCACUUCUGCAGGAUGGGAUGGCCUCCUGGCACCCAUCCUGAACAAGCAAGAUCCAGAUUGCGACAGUCAAUUGGAGCACCCGGGCAGCAUGUACCGUGGCGACUGCGGAAACCCCUCGGUCGGCAUCUUCUUCUUCGUGAGCUACAUCAUCAUCUGCUUCCUGAUUGUGGUGAACAUGUACAUCGCUGUGAUCUUGGAGAACUUCAGCGUAGCCACAGAAGAGAGCGCUGAACCGCUGAGCGAGGAUGACUUUGAAAUGUUCUAUGAAGUCUGGGAGCGAUUCGACCCCAACGCCACGCAGUUCGUGGAGUACAACAAGCUUUCUGACUUUGCGGACGCUCUGGAUCCUCCGUUACGCAUCCCCAAGCCAAACAAGAUCCAGCUCAUAGCCAUGGACCUGCCCAUGGUCAGUGGCGACCGCAUCCACUGCCUGGACAUCCUGUUCGCCUUUACCCUGAGGGUACUGGGAGAGGAGGGUGAGAUGGAUGCCCUGAGGGGACAGAUGGAAGAUCGUUUCAUGGCCUCCAAUCCCUCUAAAGUCUCGUACGAGCCCAUCACGACAACCCUCCGCAGGAAACAGGAGGAGAUGUCAUCUGUGAUCAUCCAGAGGGCCUUCCGACGGUACCGUUUAAGGCAAAUGGUAAAGAAGGCCUCUGAAGCCUACCGACAACAGCUACAGGAUGGGGGUGUGCGUAUCCUGGAGAAAGAGGUGCUUGUCAUUGGAAAGUUUCAAGAGAACUCUGCAUCGGACAAAACGGAUAUGACUCCCUCCUCUGCCUCUCCGCCGUCUUAUAACAGCGUGGCCAAGUCAGAGAAAGACAAAUAUGAAAAAGAGAGGAGAGAGAAGGAGGACAAAGCAAAAGAUGCAAGAGACAGAAAAAAAUGAACGAGGGACUGAAACAGAGACUGUUCUUUUCAACUGAGACACUGUUUACAGAGCAGAGCGCGAGCACUGGGGUGCAAUUCACCUCAAGCGGUUUUGGAACUAAUGCCAAACUGAGUGUGUGUGAGGCGGAGUGUGUGUAUGUGCGUGUGUCUAGACUAUUGUGUGCGUGCGCACCGAGCUAGCCUUAGGGUGCAUUUAUGGUGUUGACGGAAAGCGUUGAUUCGAGGACAGUGCCAGUGUCGACACGACAAACACACACACGCUUGUGUAUGACUGUUGAAUCCCUAAGGACGCUGGUGUGAAACAAAAUGGCAAGUAUAGAGUGGUGUGUGAGUUUGUCUUUUAGUUUUGAGUGUUGUUACACAAUCCCGAGGACUGAAAGAAACUGUUAUAGUCAUCAGUAGCUAGUGCUAACACUACCGCUGGUGUCUUUCUUACUGAAUGGCGUAUUAUAUACCUGCACAUUUUUGUUAGCUCAUUUUUUUAAUCAUGUUGAACUUUUCUACUCAUGAGUUUGAUUGUCUGAACUACAUUUAAGGGCACGUCUGUGGAAGGGGCUGGGGAAUGUCGAUCAUAUCCGGUAGUGAAUUAUCUGAACGGGACCUCAUUUACUUUAGUGUUAGCAAAU
Molecule: messenger RNA, 6238 nt
Organism: Sinocyclocheilus anshuiensis
Lineage: Eukaryota; Metazoa; Chordata; Actinopteri; Cypriniformes; Cyprinidae
Product: sodium channel protein type 2 subunit alpha-like
Exons: 24
Coding region: 1-5610 (1869 amino acids)
Biological process (GO): sodium ion transmembrane transport; neuronal action potential; membrane depolarization during action potential
Cellular component (GO): voltage-gated sodium channel complex; plasma membrane
Molecular function (GO): voltage-gated sodium channel activity
Source: RefSeq, a predicted model, not a curated record